CCAUGUCCAAAAACUCCCAGUGACGUUCCACCCUGCGGCCGCGCGUACCCAAUCACAGCCUGCCGCUAAAAAAGAGAGAUUCCAAAAGCACAAAAGGAUUACUUACACCUGUGCUUUAUUUUACGCCAUUAUUACUUUACUUUACUUCAUACUCCUUCAUCCACGCUAAAAUGCGCCUCCACAAAGUCUACCAAUGUGCCUCUCUCUUUCAUUUACCCAAACAGCCCUUCCUCCUCUCCUCCUCCCCUCACUUUCUCUCUCUAAAACCUCCUCUCCGUCAUCCCUUUCAAUUCAUCAAACCUUGUUCGACGACUUCGCCAGCUGCCUUCCCAACCAAACCAAUGAGGUCUCGAAACAUCGUCGCCGUCGGUGCGGCCGAGACUGACGGAGGAUCUAACGGCGCUACUCAUUCUUCCGCUGGCACCGCUGAUCGUGAAGACGCAUCACUGGAAAAUGGUUAUUGCCUUCCUCCACCAGAGAUCAGAGAUAUUGUCGAUGCUCCACCUCUUCCAACAUUAUCAUUCUCUCCUCACAGGGACAAAAUUCUAUUCCUUAAAAGGAGAUCAUUGCCUCCUUUGGCAGACUUGGCAAGACCUGAGGAGAAGCUUGCUGGAGUCCGAAUUGAUGGAAAAUGUAACUCUCGGAGUCGAAUGUCAUAUUAUACUGGUAUUGGAGUCCACCAGUUGAUGAAUGACGGUACCUUGGGUCCUGAAAAAGAAAUACAUAACCUACCAACCGGUGCUAAAAUCAAUUUUAUCACAUGGUCAAGUGAUGGUACCCAUCUGGCGUUCAGUGUACGAACCGAUGAGGAGGAUGGCAGCAGCAGCAUGCUAAGAGUAUGGGUAGCUGAUAUUGAAACUGGAAAAGCUAGACCCCUUUUCCAGGCAACAGAUAUUUUUCUAAAUGCAGUUUUUGAAAACUUUGUGUGGGUAAAUAACUCAACGUUGUUGGUCUGUACCAUUCCCCUAUCUCGCGGAGAUCCUCCAAAGAAAACUUUGGUUCCUUCUGGUCCUAAGAUCCAAUCCAAUGAACAAAAGGAAAUCAUUCAAUCAAGAACAUAUCAAGAUCUUCUUAAAGAUGAAUAUGAUGAAGAUUUAUUUGAUUACUACGCGACUUCACAACUUGUUCUGGUAUCUCUGGAUGGAUCGGCAAAGCCCGUUGGAUUGCCGGCUAUAUAUACAUCAUUGGACCCAUCUCCAGAUGAAAACUACAUUAUUGUGAGAUCAAUGCACAGGCCGUAUUCUUUUAAUAUACCGUGUGGGAGAUUCCCCCAAAAGGUUGAUAUCUGGACAGCUGACGGAAACUUUCUGAGGGAAAUUUGUGAUUUGCCCCUUGCUGAGGAUAUCCCCAUAACACAUAAUAGUGUUCGAAGAGGAAAACGCUCAAUCAAUUGGAGAGCAGAUAAGCCAUCAACACUUGUCUGGGUUGAGACACAAGACGGUGGUGAUGCCAAAGUAGAAGUCUCUCCACGUGAUAUAGUUUAUGCAGAGCCUGCUGAGCCACUUGAAAAUGAGCAACCGGUGGUUUUGCAUAAGCUCGAUUUCCGUUAUGGAGGGAUCUCUUGGUGUGAUGACUCGCUUGCAUUAGUAUAUGAAUCUUGGUAUAAAACACGGAGAAUAAGGACCUGGAUUAUUUCACCUCAAAGUGAGAGUGUAAGUCCACGCAUACUGUUCGAUAGGUCGUCUGAAGAUGUUUACUCAGAUCCUGGUUCUCCUAUGCUGCGGAGAACUCCUACGGGUACUUACGUGAUUGCGAAGAUUAGGAAGGAAGGUGACGAAGGCACAUAUCUCUUAUUAAAUGGAAGUGGCGCUACUCCACAAGGGAAUGUCCCGUUCUUGGAUUUAUUUGACAUAAAUACAGGCAAUAAAGAACGAAUAUGGGAGAGUGACAAAGAAAAAUAUUACGAGACUGUUGUUGCUCUGAUGUCUGAUCAAGAUGAAAGGGAGAUGUAUCUUCAUCAGUUAAAAGUACUGACAUCCAAAGAAUCUAAAACCGAAAACACACAGUAUUACUUAUUUAGUUGGCCAGAAAAGAAAGCAUGCCAGGUUACAAAUUUCCCCCAUCCUUAUCCUCAGUUGUCUUCAUUAAAGAAAGAGAUGAUUAGGUAUGAGAGGAGUGAUGGAGUCCAACUUACUGCAACCCUAUAUCUCCCCCCUGGUUAUGAUCCCGCAAGAGAUGGACCCCUUCCAUGUUUAAUGUGGUCUUAUCCGGGAGAGUUCAAAAGUAAAGAUGCAGCUGGACAAGUACGUGGUUCUCCAAAUGAGUUUGCUGGCAUUGGUUCGACAUCUCCAUUACUUUGGCUAGCAAGAAGGUUUGCUAUCUUAUCAGGGCCAACAAUUCCCAUCAUCGGAGAGGGUAAUGAAGAGGCAAAUGAUAGGUAUGUAGAGCAACUUGUUGCAAGUGCAGAGGCUGCAGUGAAGGAAGUUAUUCGCCGGGGGGUGGCUCAUCCUAACAAAAUUGCUGUUGGUGGUCAUUCCUACGGGGCCUUCAUGACUGCAAAUCUUCUUGCUCAUGCACCUAAUCUUUUCUCUUGUGGAAUUGCUCGUUCUGGAGCUUAUAACAGAACACUUACUCCAUUUGGGUUUCAGAGCGAGGAUAGGACAUUGUGGGAGGCUGUUAAUACCUAUGUUGAAAUGAGCCCAUUUAUAUCAGCCAAUAAAAUUAAGAAGCCUAUAUUGCUUAUUCACGGAGAAGAAGACAAUAAUCCAGGAACACUUACAAUGCAGUCAGAUCGUUUCUACAAUGCAUUGAAAGGCCACGGUGCACUUUGCCGGCUUGUAAUUCUUCCAUUUGAGAGCCAUGGUUAUGCAGCACGCGAGAGUGUGAUGCAUGUUCUAUGGGAAACCGAUAGGUGGCUCCAAAAGCACUGUGUGGAUAAUUCAUCAGAUCCUAUUGCACCUGAAGAAAAUGCAAACACAGGUAUAACAGAUGCAGAAAAUAAAGCUGUGGGUGUAGCUGGAGGGGUCGCAGAGAAUCAAAUUCCAGACGAUGAAAUUGAUAACGUUCAAAUCAUGCGAAGGUCUUCAUUAUGCAGAUAUGAUUGAUCAUGAACGGGGGCAGUACACAAGUGGAUCAAUUAAGCUAAAUGUACAGGAUUUUGGUUCCGAUUCAUCAACAAAUAAUCAUUCCCGUGGAAGCAAAUAAGGGGGGACUGAAAUGAAUGUUUUACUGAAAACUAUUGCAGGAUUGGGCUAAAUCAUCUGUAAGGUUGUGUAUGCAUUCAUGUAUGGUCUAAAUUAUUAUUUAGGUUGGUGGUAUUAUUCAUCUGAAAUAAUUUAGAUGCAAGGGAAUGAUCCACCAAAGUAAGGUUAAUAAAUAAGUACUUUGUUAUUAUAAAUUAAAACACUUACAACUUCAAAUCAUUAAAAUUUGAUGAAGUUGGUAUUAUCGAGAUAGAUAUUUUGACA
Molecule: messenger RNA, 3407 nt
Organism: Erythranthe guttata (spotted monkey flower)
Lineage: Eukaryota; Viridiplantae; Streptophyta; Magnoliopsida; Lamiales; Phrymaceae
Product: Prolyl oligopeptidase family protein
Biological process (GO): proteolysis
Molecular function (GO): serine-type endopeptidase activity
Source: RefSeq, a predicted model, not a curated record